Messenger RNA from Grammomys surdaster, 1589 nucleotides. It is a transcript of the gene Yipf6, whose product is annotated as Yip1 domain family member 6. Gene Ontology annotation, biological process: endoplasmic reticulum to Golgi vesicle-mediated transport. The record is from RefSeq and is a predicted model, not a curated record. Gene Ontology annotation, cellular component: trans-Golgi network; membrane. Bases 217 to 927 code for a protein of 236 amino acids. NCBI's taxonomy places the organism in Eukaryota, Metazoa, Chordata, Mammalia, Rodentia, Muridae. The transcript is spliced from 8 exons.
GCUCUAAGUUCGUCUGGAGCUUCUGGGUUCGAUUGGGUUCGGCUGUGCGCCGCGGGGCCCUGCUAAGUUUGGCUGGAACUUGGGGUACCGCUGGGCGUUUCGGAGCGUCUAGCCUGCGCUCUUAGUGGGGUGAAAAGCGGAGUGCCACCUAUCGAUACCGGCCCCCCAAGGUUUCGCAAAGACGCAUGGGAGGGGAACAAACGGAGGUUUAUCAAGAUGGCGGAAGCGGAGGACUCUCCAGGAGAACAGGAGGCAGCGUCAUCUAAGCCCCUGUUUGCAGGGUUAUCCGAUGUGUCAAUUUCACAGGACAUUCCCAUAGAAGGAGAGAUUACUAUCCCCUCGAGAGCUCGUACUCAAGAAUGUGACAGCUCCACACUAAAUGAAUCUGUUCGUCAGACCAUUAUGCGAGAUCUAAAAGCUGUGGGAAGGAAAUUUAUGCACGUUUUAUAUCCAAGGAAAAGUAAUGCCUUGUUAAGAGAUUGGGAUUUGUGGGGCCCAUUGAUACUUUGUGUGACACUUGCAUUGAUGUUACAGAAAAGUCCCAUAGAUGGGGAGAACGAUGGAGGAGGCCCAGAGUUUGCAGAAGUAUUUGUUAUCAUCUGGUUUGGAGCAGUUACCAUCACACUAAAUUCCAAACUUCUUGGUGGAAACAUUUCUUUUUUUCAGAGUCUCUGUGUAUUAGGAUACUGCAUAUUUCCUUUGAACAUUGCAAUGCUGAUCUGCCGCCUGCUACUUUUGGCAGGGCAGGGACCAAUAAACUUCAUGGUUCGGCUUUUUGUGGUGUUGGUGAUGUUCGCUUGGUCCGUGAUAGCAUCAACAGCAUUCCUUGCUGACAGCCAGCCUCCAAACCGAAAAGCCCUGGCAGUGUAUCCUGUCUUUUUAUUCUACUUUGUUAUCAGUUGGAUGAUACUCACAUUCACUCCAUAAAUCCGGAUACACACAUUCAAUACCAAUGAACUGAAGGCUCACCUGAAAGAUAAUAAUUAUCAACAACUUCCCCCACUCUUGUUUAGCUGUUGGGUAUUAAAAGGGAGCCACAUACCACCAUUGUCAUUUAUAUAAGAAACUGAUAUUUGCAAGGCUGUCAUUUCCUCUGUUAUUAUUUUCAAAUACUUGUAUAUACCGUACAUAGUAAGAUGCCUCCUUAAGGCAUGAUGAAGCUAUUUGUGUGACAACCAGUGACUCGAGCAAGUGGAUCCACUCUACAAAUUACAAAGAGUUGGUGACCAUCUUCAGCUUGGAGAAUAUUUGUUCAGGUGCAGCUCUUAAACACAUUGCCUUAUGACUAUUAGAAUAUGCCUCUUUUCAUAAAUAACAGUCUGUAUCCAUUUCUUUUCUCCCCCAAACUCGAAAGGGCAACAAAACAUUAGGUUUGUAGAUGUAGGAAGAGAAAACGUGUUAACUAAUUUUCACAUUUUGAUCAGAGGUAUUGCUAUACUUGGUUUGUCAUUUGUUUUUAAGCAAAUAACAUCUAAAGAAUCAGCUUUUAAAAUAUUUUUGUAUACUUACCGUUCUGUCAUGUGUAACAGUACCUCAGCUAACAUUCUAGUUUUUAAUCUUUAAUACAAUGAUAGCAGUCAAACAUGCAA